AUGGCGAACCAUGCAAACACUAUGGAGGUUAAUGUUGCUGUGACUCUACAAGCUGUGCAGAAGUUAGGCCAACUGGCCAGAAACAGAAACGGGAAUGGUGAAGAAAAUGCAAAUGACAAUGCUGAGGGAAACGGCGAUAACACGGAAGGAGCUCCGAUGACCUUAGCAACUUUCCUCAAGGUUCAACCUCCAAGGUUCAGGGGUUCAACCAAUCCUACAGAAGUGGACAACUGGUUUCAUGCCUUGGAGCAUGCUUUACAGCUUGCGGGAGAGGCCCAGCAUUGGUGGCAAGCAGAAUGCCGCUUGCUACAGCUCCAGAACGCCGAUGUUCCUUGGGAUGUUUUCCAAACGACCUUCUACAAGAAGUAUUUUCCUGAGUCUGCAAGGGAAGCGAAGGAGAUGGAAAUUAUGCAGCUGAAGCAAGGUUUCUUAUCUGUGGCAGAGUACACAAGAAAAUUUAAGGAGCUUUGUAGGUUCUCUAGGGUGUGUCAGGGUGCCUUGGAGGCCUACGAGAGCUGA
Molecule: messenger RNA, 519 nt
Organism: Arachis duranensis
Lineage: Eukaryota; Viridiplantae; Streptophyta; Magnoliopsida; Fabales; Fabaceae
Exons: 2
Coding region: 1-519 (172 amino acids)
Source: RefSeq, a predicted model, not a curated record